UCACAAAGUUGGUAUGCGGGAUAUUUUAUAUAAAAAGGAUAAAGAUUUUCAGCAAAUAUUUAUGUUAUUAAACCAAAAUUUUAGUGGUGAUGGAUAAUACAAUGAUGAAGUUAAAAUUGGUAGGUGGAUUUAGUUAGGUGAAGGAUUAGAUUAUUAGAACUAAAUUAUCUAUGAUGCCCAAUAUUAAAAUGGAAAAAAGUUGAAAAUUGGGUAGUUUUUAACAAAAAGGAAAAGGAAAUAUUAAAAAGAUGUAAAUAUUAUAUAUUCAAGCAUUUAGUGGUGGUUGAAAAUAUAAUGAAGAAGAUAAAGUUGGGAGUUGGAUUAAACUAAGUGAUCUGUUUACUCCAGAUUCACAAACCAUUUAUUAUGGUGAAUAUAAAAAUGGUAAAAAAGAUGCUAAAUGGUUUAUGAAGUUUCUUGAGGAUGAAAAUUAUAAU
This is a messenger RNA of Paramecium primaurelia, 437 nucleotides long. The record is from the annotation of a GenBank genome assembly. NCBI's taxonomy places the organism in Eukaryota, Ciliophora, Oligohymenophorea, Peniculida, Parameciidae.